UAAACAGUGGGUCGGCGCGUAAAGCGCGGCGAUUAAUCAGAGUACCUACUGUAAGGACUGUGUACAAUCCGACAUAAAACGGCUCAGUUAUCUCCGGGAACCUGCCUUUGUUUCCCUUCCUGGCAAAGCUUAUUCCAGGAAGCAGGUGUGAAGGCUGCUGUUGGAUGACAUGGAUCUGUGUGAUACGGAGGAGCGCGAUAGCGACGACGAAGUCUUCGACCUGGACUUGACGGCCCCGGACAGUGGCUAUAGUGACACCAGCGGGAGCUACGCAUCCGGUGCCUCUCCGAGCUGGACUGCCAGGCGCCAGCGGUUGUUUCCUCCAACGCAGCACUCGAAUGGAGCCGGGGGCAUCCCGGAGGAACAGUGUGACAGGGGGACGCAAACCUCUAGCUCCAGCCCCCCAGAUGAAAGUGAACCGCAAAGACUAUUCUAUGGCAGUGCAGCGUAUCGCCUGAAUUUUACUGAGGUUUUUGAAGUGCCGCGGGCCAGCACAGCACCCCAUCAUGAUCGGGAGAAUGUGCUACAGAUGGAUGCACAGCCUGAGGAGAGAGUGGAGAUUCGGAUUGGACGGAAACUGCAGCAGAUUGGGGAUCAGUUCCAUAGCUCCUACAUGGAGAGGCGCAACAGAAACGAAAACCGUGUGGACCAGCCCUUGUGGUGGCGACUUCUCUUCCUGCUGUUCACUUUGAUCUUUGACCCGGAAGAGAAUGCGGAGGCGGCAGGGCAAAGGUGAGGCGGACCCUGCACGUCAGCCCUCCACUCUGCAGCCAGACAUCAGAGGGUACUGCGGAUGGCACUGAACGAGGGGACAAAAGCACGGGUGUGAAGGCACAUUCCGCUGGUCGGAUGGUGUCACGUUUUUGUUUUAUCCAAAGUGGAAAUGGCGCAUUGUUUCCCAGUGACGUCCGCUGGAAGCUUGCUGUUGACUAUCACGUGCUCUCCACUGCUCCUAAUGGAUCCUCUUCCCAUUGCUGGUGAGCUCUGACAAAUCACUUAACUCCACAGAGAAUGGGUUCUACUUCUUUUGUACCUUUCUCCCCUCAAUCACGAACGUCACGCAGGCGCAGCAGCAAGAAGAACAAAGGAAAGGAGACUGAAACAGAAAUUGCUGGAGAAACUCAGCUGGUCUGGCAGCAUCUGUGGAGAGAGAGCAGAAUCAACGCUUCGAGUCUGGCGACUCUUCAUCAGAACUCUUCCCAAUCAUUGACGCCGUCUCAAAGAAUCUUUUGUGGUUGAGUGCAGCACUGGAUUCUCAACACUGGUUAUGUGCAAUCCCUUUACAGGUUUACCAUGUAUUUUAACCCCUCCGUUUCCCCCUCAAUAACCAAGUGACCUCUCUGAGAACUAGAUCGCUUCUCCCUUGCAGGGCUAAGUUGGACGUGUCUUGAAAUUUCUGUGUCCACCCAUGUGCAGAGACCACUCUCGGGUUCCUACAGUCCUGCUGAAAGCUCUGUUUGCCAAUGGUUUGUUUACGGGUGGGACAUGCUGACCACUUUUGGGAUUCAGAGACUCGUCGGCGGGGAAAUCGGCACUCCAUCCUGGAGGAUGGUUCUCCCUGGCGUGCCCCACCUCAGCCCAAGCUAAGGUUUGGGGGGGGGGGCUCCAUUUCUCACUGGUCUCCUUCGCCCUUUUGGAAGGCAGUUAUAAUUUUGGAUAAAAAUGAAGGAUAUUGCAGGGUUGUGUAGGCGAGUCACUUCUUAUGUGGUGAGGUGGGGAGGGAGGGGGCAGAGGUGGGAAGAGAAAAAAAACAAAAAAAAAGCACAGAGGCGUCUCCAUAGAAACGGUUGAGUCUGAAACUGUGAACCUAUCUCCAGCCAUUCAAUCUCCUCUGACCUGGAUGAAUUCAAUCGAAGUCAUACAGCACAGAAUGAGACCAUUCGGCACAUAGAGCUCCUGUCUAUCCUUUGGAAGACCUGUCUUCCAAAGGGCUCCCCCAUGCUCUUUCCUGAAGCCUUCCAGUUUUUUUUUCUCUCCUUUUCCAGUUCCCCUUGAAUGGGUACUGUUGAAUCUGCUUCCAACUCCUUUGCAGGCUGUGCAUUUCAUGUUGCAACGUCACACUUUGUCAAAGAAUUUCUCCUUAUUUCUCUCUCUAUUUUACCAGUUAUCUGAUUCCUCUGCUUACUGACGGUCUCCCUUUGCACUAAGUCAGAAGCCCACAUAAGAUGGGAAAUCUCCAUUAAACCUCACCCUCGUCACUGCUCCAUAGAUCACCAACCUCCUGGGCUUUUCUGAGGGAAGAGUCUGAUUCAAGCUGAACCACUCUGCAUCCAAAUCCUUCAGCAAGAGCUCUUCUUUAUCUGUGCCUGCCUUUCUCCUUGCUAAAGGUCUUGGACUGUUCACUUAGAAACACACACACACACACACACACACACACACACACACACACACACACCCUCAAACACCCAACUGUACAAAGCUUUACUACUGAAUUAUCUCAAAGAGCUGUUGCUCCUUCAGAGCCACUAAGACAUAGCCAACUUCUCCCACCCGCCCUCCUCCAGAGGUUUUAAGGGCUGUCUUUUCUAUGACAAUGUGGUGAUCUGAGAUUCCUGGAGCUUAAGCCAGGCCCUCUCCAUUACAGAUUGAUCAGAGGUUGGGUUAUGACUGCCAAGUAGUGCUCACUGUGCCAUUGGGUGUAGGGAAGAGAUUACAAGUGUCACAAGGUCUAAAGUGCCCCACCCCCACAAACAAAUAAUCUAGUGGAAUGGUCAGAAUUUCCAAUAUGGCCUGCACUCCCUGGUCCUUGUUGGUUUGAGCAGAUGCAUCAUGGGAAGUUCCUAUCCCUCAUUGUGAUCACUUCUGCAAAGAGGCCAGGUUGAUCAUCUGGAAGCUAUUCCCAAUAGAUAUCCCAGAUUUUGAAGAGGAGGUUUCUGUCCUGAAGGACUCCCAGCAGAUCCAGCUGCCCAUCACCGAUUUGGGUUUGGCACUGGGACACCAUGUGGUCGCACUUCUGACCCAGGUGACGAACGCGAGUUGGCUGCCUACCACAGAAUGCUGCUUCUGACCUUUUUCCUUGUUUCGGAGUAAAUUUUCCUCCCCCCCCCGGCGCAUAGUUUCUGAGAGCACUUCUGAAAUCCCUACUCGUGCCCCUUUCAACCUUGUUUACCGUUCCUUGAUAAUUCGCAUUGGACCUCCCACCUCACAUCACAACACUGGGGAAAAUUGGGAGGGGGUGGGGUCAGCAGUUAAAAGAAAGUUGGGGUUUUUAUAAAGGAAAGUGUGGUUGACAAAUUGUUACCAUGGUGUCGCAUGUUAACUGCAGUAUCACCUGUGUCAGAAGUCACACAACAUCAGGUUGGUGUGGUAUUUUUGCUUUAAACGCCCAUCAACAUGACCAGUUCCUUAACUUGCACAUGUUUAUCUGCUGAUAUGUGACCUGUCACCCUUGACCUGUGACCCAGUUGAGAAGCAGGCUGUUACAUCAUACUCGACUCAGGAGAUUAAAGAGCCUUGAAUCUAACAUUAAUUAACUGCUGGAUGGAUAUUAGAGCUAAACUUGGUGUAAUUAUACUGGCCUCGGUUCAGGUACAGACAAAUCCUGCUGUGGUGAGGCUCCCCUCUCUGUUAUAUUCAAAACAAUUUUCAAUUGUUGUUCAAGUAAAUCAAAAGGUUUUAUUAGUGAAAGAAGACUAAGUCAAAUCUAAUGAAAGGCUCCAGCUAUUUUAAUUAGUCAGAGCCUGGGCUGGCACAGCAGGAAGCAUUAGCUCUGAGCUGCUUCCUUGUCAGUGAAUCCUGCCAGGCACAAUUAAUUCUACACGCUAUAGUGCUUCAACUCACGCUCCCUCAUGCUCACUCUUUCUCCAGCGUUCUUUGUCCCAGUGUUAGUUCUCCUCUUACCCCUCUCCACUCCUGCCCCUUUCCCUAGUUUUCAACUCUCUUAUCACAUCUCAGUCGAUCUCACACCCUCUGUCCAUUCCUUGCUAGCCUGUUCUGUGUUCUGCUCCCGCCCCAUAAAUUUCUUUCUACUGCAUUUGUUACUUCUGCGUUUCUCUCUCUUUUCUUCCCUUCCCUUUUCCCUCAUUCUGAGCACUUGCUGACUUUACCACCAGUUUGUCUUGGUCUUCCUUCUUCAUUUUUAAUUCACCUCUCUCCAUCGACCUUCCUCCCUCAUCCUUGUUUAAGAAACUGGUAUCCCUGGACAACUGCUGUUGAAUUCCAACAUGUGAAUUAGGAAAAGGCCACUCAGCUCCUCAAUGCUGCCCCAGUUUCCAAUGAGAUGGUGGAUGGUUACCCCCCAUCCCCCACUUUUACCCCCAGUAACCUUUGUUCAACAUGAAUCCAAUUCCUCUGCCUUGAAGAUAUUCGAAGACUCUGUUUCCAAUGGGUUUCAAAGAACUAGGGAAGGAAAACAAAACAUUCUCCUCAUCUCUGUCUUAAUUGGACAAGACCUUAUUUUUUACCAGCAACCCUCCAUCAGCCACAAGCUUACUCAGUGCUACUUUUCCAGGCCCACCCUGUCAAGACUGCUAAGCACCUUGUGUGUUUCAAUCAGUUAGCCUCAGGCUGUGCCAAACAGCAAUGGGGACAGGCCCAGCCUGUCUUAUCUUUCCUCAGAAGAUAACUCACCUAUUCAUUAAAUCCCUGCAGUGUGGAAGCAGGCUAUUCAGCCCAACGAGUCCACAACAACCCUCAAAAGAGUAUCACACCUAGAACCCCCCCCGCCCCCCCACCUCCCACCCCCACCCCCCACCCCAUACUAUCUCUGUUAUACUACAUUUCCCCAUGGCUAAUCCACCCAGCCUGCGCAUCCCUGAACACUAUUGCAAUUUAGCCUGGCCAGUCCCCCUCCAGUACAUCUAACCUGGAAGUGUGUUGGUUGUUAAAAGAUAAAGAAAGCCUUGGCAACAUUUCUUUGAAUUACCGUUCACCGUGAGCAAAGUGAUUUAUUGAGAUUGACUAUUGGACCUGGAGUACUGAGGUGGCUGCUGACUGUUGCACAACUCGCUGCUCGCACUUGGUGUUAUGUCGAAGGAAUUUGAAUAGUAAAAUUUGUGCUAGGGUCCACCUUAGCAAAGAUCUCAUUGACUGAUGUGGUGACCCAAAGAAAUGAGUGAUUUUUUUUAGAAGUUUGUUCAUGAAAUGUGGGUGUUGCUGGCUGGGUCAGCACUUAUUGCCCAUCCUUCAUUGACCUUGAACUGAAUGGCUUAUUGGCUACAAUUUUCAGAGGGCACUGAAGAGUCAACCACGUUGCCAUUCUAAACAAUGUCCGUCCUACAGAAUAGACCAAAAGCUUUGAGGUUAUUUUCUGUUUGUUUUCCCCCUUGGUUUUACAGUGAGGAAUAUGCAGUGUGUUCCUUUCCUUUUGGAAGAAAGGAGGUAGCUCAGAGAUAACAGGCUGCAAGGGAAAGCAGGCAAUCCCAUGAUGCAGUGAGCUGAAGACUGGUUGCCAAGGCAAUGCCAAGAUACUGCUCCUUUGGAUUCGCUGCAUUCGCUGCAUUUCAUGGCACCGGUGUGAAAUGGAGGUCACCCCAUUGAAAAAUGUUUACAAAUUUGUAAAAGAUUUACUGUUUUACACUAUUGCUUGAAUAUGCGGAUUGUCCAAGGUGUCACAACACCUAUUAAAUCAUUAAGUAAAAUAUUGACUGUUGGUAAGACUUGUGUCCAGGCAUGAAGCAUUCUGUUUGGUCUGCCCUUCAACAUGAAUUUGAACUUAUAUUAUGAAUUUAACAAAGGGUAUGUAAAAGGGGUGUAUUUAAUUGAUCUGCCUGGGACAAGUCAAAGGCUGGCUGUGUUCAAAAAGAAGAUUUAAAUAUUCUCAGUCCCUUUGGAUGGGAAAGUACUAUCACAUGACAAUGGUUCUUCCCCCUAGGCCCUCAGACUUGACACGCAUCAUCAUUGCCCGCUUUCCCAAUCCAAAUUGGAAAGCCAAUUUAUAUAACUAAGAGAAACACAAGCUUUUGUUUUUGAAUGAUCUCAAGAAUUUCUGUCAGACAGGCAAGUAAUGAUGUACUGGAGAUUAGCCCAUAUUUCAUGGAAACUAUAGGAUUCUGGUAGAAUGGGUAGGCACAGCAGAUUUCCUUCCUCAAGAACUGGUUGAGAUUUUUCCCUGACAAUCCAGUGGUUCCAUGAUUGUCAUUACCGGCUUUUCAAUUCCCGAUUUUGUUUAAUGUAUUGAUUUCAAACUCCCCAGCUGCCUUGGCAGGAUUUGAACAUUUGCCCACCAGAACAGUUGUCAGGCCUCUGCAUUACUGGUUUAGUGAGACAACCGUAAAAUCAAGAGAGUGUGACGCUCCAUGAAUUGCUCUUGUAGAGACCCGGUGUGGACAUGACAGUCUGGAUGGGCUUUCUGUGCUGUAAUCAUUCUAACCUCAUGCCUUUGUACCCACACCAGGCAUAGUUUUUAAAAUUACAAGAAUGAGGAAGACUGGAUGGGGAUAAAGAGUUCCAGUGUUGAAGUUCUAUAGUAGAAUGAGUAAGACUGUGCAAUAAGGUUUGUUGGCAACGCAUUGAGGAUUUAGACGGGGAAAGCAAUGUACGUGGAUGUAGCAACAACAGAACAGAUAUUGUGCCUCAACAGAUGUUGAUGGACAUACACGUGUGCUCACGUGCAGAUAUGGGAUUAUCCUUUAAGUGAAUCAUUUUAUGGUUUCACCUUAAAAAUCGUCCCAGCAAUAGAAGAUAACAAGUGAUCCCAUGGAGCCUUCUUUGACGCUGAGUCAAGAGCUGCAACAUUUGCUCAGGAGAAGUGGGAAGCUACACACACACACACACACACUUGUACUUUUACCGUCACAGCAUGUUUUGUGGUGCAGCCUUUUUACAAAAAGAAAAUGUUUCCUGCAAUCUUUGAACGCUGAGCCAGCUAACAUAGAAAGACUGCCUCAAGAAUGGACAACUGAUACGGAACUGCACAAGAUAACUCAUUGCAGACUGCCUACAUCAACCUUGUAAAAGGCAUGAGGGAGCUCCCUUACAUUUCUGUAAUUUAUUCUGUAUAAUUUAUUUUGUGUAUUACUGGUCUUGUCUAGUUUUUCUAGUGUGCAAUGUCUUUGUGUUUCAUUGGAUUGGCUGGGCCAGCUCAGAUGGAACAGGCCAAUUUGAACACUUGCUGAAAACUGGCACCUUAGGAGAAGGAGUGGUGCCCAGGGUUGGGAUGGGGGAAGAACUAGUCACUAUCAUAAUGCAAACGUGACAAUUAUAGGCUGAACAAGCAAUGCCUCCUCUCUCAUGUCGUGGUCAUAACUGCUUGCUGUGAUGGGGAGCUUUUGGGUGCUGUGAUGCGACUAUCUAAGACUUCCAGUCCCUUCUACAGUCUACUUCCUGUUCGUUAUGGAGAUCUGAAUGAUGAACCUUUUUGAGGAAGGACAUUGAGAUUCCUUGCCCUAUGAAUGUAUGGAAAAUUACUGUCUUCAAAGAAGAAGCAUUAGAUCACAUGCAGUCUACUUUUGGGAGAUAGGGUUUUACUACUCAGUUUCUGAAAGUCAAUAUUGUCGAUUGUAGCAGACCCUCCACUUGCCUGGUCCUUUGGGAGUUAUGUUACUCAGUGUCAUGACAGGAGAGUACAGUAGGAUCUCAACAACUCGCUUUCAUCUGGACUCUGUUGGGAUUGCUUAAGGAAGAAGGAAGGUGAGAGGCAAGGUUUGUUCAUCAGUCUCCAAACAGCAGAAACCAAACCAAAGUCAUGUCUCCUGGAGAAGCCUCCCUGCUCCACAGGUAUUGGCAAACUCUUAAUUUCUUGCAGGAAGGGAGUGCAAAUGAAACAAAGCGCCCCAUGACCACCUCCAGAGCUAUGAAGAUAUGAGUAUCACUGUCAAGUCUCAAAGCCAGCAUGGUUUUAGGGUUAACUUUAGGUGAGCAGUAGGCUAUUUCAGUUUCACUGUGAGAUGCCUGCUGCUUUAGGAGUUCGUGGGUGUCACGUUUUACUUUGUUGUAAUACGGCUUGGCAAAUCUUCUCUUCCAUGCCAGAGUUUCUUGAUCAAACUACUUGCACAUCGACUGCUUAAAGGCUGUUGGUCAGUGGCUCGCCUGAGGUUAGCUCAUACAGACUGGGUUGUCUCUGAAAGACAGUCCCCAGGCCCACUCACGUUGUCUGUAAGUCCUCAGCACGGAAGUGCACCUUAUUCAGACCUCUCUCAGGUGAAUUGUAAUCGGUUGUGUUGUUUGGGAG
Hemiscyllium ocellatum (epaulette shark) is the source of this 8110-nucleotide messenger RNA. RefSeq names its product bcl-2-modifying factor-like. Gene Ontology annotation, cellular component: myosin complex. Gene Ontology annotation, biological process: positive regulation of apoptotic process; apoptotic process; negative regulation of autophagy. Lineage: Eukaryota; Metazoa; Chordata; Chondrichthyes; Orectolobiformes; Hemiscylliidae. The coding region runs from base 170 to 736 and encodes 188 amino acids. The transcript is spliced from 4 exons. The record is from RefSeq and is a predicted model, not a curated record.